Messenger RNA from Eimeria tenella, 369 nucleotides. RefSeq lists its product as uncharacterized. The record is from RefSeq and is a predicted model, not a curated record. Lineage: Eukaryota; Apicomplexa; Conoidasida; Eucoccidiorida; Eimeriidae. The transcript has a single exon. Bases 1 to 369 code for a protein of 122 amino acids.
AUGCUGGCUGGGUGGGCUGUGCGCAUUGUCGAAUGUGGCCCUUAUAAGGCGGAGAUUGACCAACUUGAGCUUAAAGCUGUCGAGGAUGAUUUUGAUUGUGAAGUUGGCGGCUGCUUGCUACUGAGGGUCUAUGACCACGUCACGUCCCUUAGGAGCUGUGCGUUUUGGUGGGUCUCGAGGCAGCAGGCUUUGUGCGGCGGACUGCCUUCCUGUUUGGUUGGUCUCGCGUGUGUGGAAGAAUUUGGCCGUGUGAGGGCAGUGGAGAAACACCAGCAGCAGCCCGUGACGCGAAGGGGACACACGAGAUGCGCUAGAUGCAGGAGGACUUCGACGUUCUUCUGUAGCUUUAGAGCAAGCGCGGAGAACUAG